Mercenaria mercenaria is the source of this 3732-nucleotide messenger RNA. RefSeq lists its product as uncharacterized. Bases 28 to 1107 code for a protein of 359 amino acids. NCBI's taxonomy places the organism in Eukaryota, Metazoa, Mollusca, Bivalvia, Venerida, Veneridae. The record is from RefSeq and is a predicted model, not a curated record. The transcript has 6 exons.
GACUUUUCAAAAGAAGAAAUUGAACAGAUGAUAGUACAAAGGAUUGAAUGGCAUGGUGAACUCUGUCUCCAGUUAGUAGACGAUUUACUUUGCUGGUUUACAGAUAUGAGAAAUAUUCCCGACGCAAAACCUGGAAUCGCAGGAAAAGGUUCCAUCCGAAUACCAAUAAAAUGCUCUUCAAUGAAAGGAAUGUUGAAACAUUUAGAGUAUAUGGACAGUGAUGAAUGCAAACAACGCCUUUCAGAGAUAUCGUGCAGUCUCAGCAAAAUGUUGGGUUUUUCUUGCUGCCUUUCGUGGACCAUAGUACCUGACAGUUUACAAAAAGUUACGAAAACAUUAUCGGAAGAAUUAAAAACUAUGAAAAUUGUGCUUCCAUUUGAAAAUAAAUCACUGGAAGGCUUAACAAAUAUGUGGACUUUCUUCGAAGGAGAGGGCGCUAAUAGGCACCUUACAAAAAUAUCGGAAACGUUGUCAAAAAUUGUGCGUGCAAACGUUAGUCUGACUGCAUCAGUUGAUCUGGACCAGUUUACAAAGGCGGUGUGUGAAAGAAGUAAAGAUAACAUAUCAAGUUCAAUAGAUACGAAAGUGCAGGGACAGGAACAACUAGGAAACAUUCAAGAUAGUGAGAACAUCUCAGAUAAAAGCAUAAUGGAUGAAAAAGAUGCUGCACAGGGAACUACAGAAAUGGACAUUUUACCAAGUUCUGAGUCUUUCAUCAAAGAAAAAAUGUACUUUUCAUUCACAACUGGAUAUAUGGCACAGUUACGUUUAUUAUAUGUUGGUUUUUCAUUGUUAAUUUCAUAUAUGACAGCACAAGAGGUAGAUGAUAUAAAACGAAGAACUGAGAAAGAGUUACAGACUAUCAUAGAAGCGAAGUGUGACCAAAGGCAAAAAAAAAAGAAAGCAUUGGCUCUUUUGUUUAAAUUCGUUGAGAUGAUCCAGAAUCGGGAUCACUUCUCUAAAGAAGAAAUCAAUCAGACGAUAGAACAAAGGAUUCGAUAUCAUGGUGACCUCUGUCUCCGGUUAGUAGACGAUUUACUUCAAUGGUUUGGAGAUAUAAGAGAUAUUCCAGACGCAGAACAUGGAAUAAUUGCACAAUUUUGUUAAGAAUAUUUUAUUGCAAAUGUUACACAAGACAUAUUCAUACUAGUAUAUUGCUUUUUUAGUAUUUAGAAUGUUUUAGCAAAAUUAGGUAACCAUAAAUAUUACAGUAUGAAAUAGUGCAUAGAAAAACUAUAUUCACUAGAAUGAAAAGGGAAGGAAGAAAAUAUGUAGAGGAAAUGUUCAGCUGCCCCAAACCACUCCUAGCUUUAUAUACAUAACAGUCAUGUUGUCUGGAGAUAAUGACAGUGUAAAACAGUGUUGGGAUCAGAUCACAAGUCAAGUAAACCGAAUCAUGUACAGCGAAAGCGUAAAGUGCUAGGGGCAUCUAUAGCAGAUCAUUCGAGAUUCAAACAGAUGUAAUUCUUACUUAGAAAAGAUGCCCGACAUAACUUACAGGAAAGGAGUAGCCAGUCGUAGCAAGAUGUGUCUCCAGCCUCAUUAGGAUACCGCCAGGAGUAAUGACAAUAAACCGUAAGUGACUAACCAUUGUCAAAUGGAAACAAGUAAUACAUAUUUCUGAAGUAUCCUUUGAAUUCUGCAAGACUAUUUCUAGAAGUGGUGGGGCAAAACUUAGCCAGGGCAAGCUGAGUUACUGAAUAGGCAGUGAUAAAGAAGGGGAGUAAGAAAUAGAAUAAGCAGGAUAUGAAAAGAAUGAAAGACUUUUAUCGUGAAUGGCAUACGAAACAUCUGAUAGUAUCAAAACUAAUUUCAGUUUAGUAAAAGUAAUUUACUGAAAAAAGUGCUUUAAAGGUGCAAAAUAAAGACAAAUUAAUAGACAUAAAUCUUACAAGACUACACAUUUUGAAGUAUACUACUAAACAUUACGAUAGCCGUGCAAUAUUCCCUUGAAAUCAACACAUGUACAGAGAAACAAAUGAUUGUUUUUGUAUUUUCUUAGACUGCCAUGGGUAGUCAUUUUAUCCUACUUCCGUGUUUAUCACUUUUCCGUUAUCGGUCGGAAAUUCUCCGGGAUCACGUGAUUUUAAAAUUAAUUCAAACGAAUAUCCGUUUAAAGACGCGCGUAAUUAUACACGAUUUACAUUAAAAUUAUGAGAUGUGCAACUGUUUAGUUUCAAAUUGACAGUGACAUAUAUUAGGCCAAGACAAUGUGUUUAAUGUCUAAAAUUUUAUUGAAUUAAUGUAGCCAUGAUAUGUACAUAAAUCAGUGUAUUUGGGUAAAUUUCAAUCACAUGUAAGAUAGUUAUUCAUUUAUAUUCUUAAAACUAUGCUGAAAAGAGAUUAACUGAAAAAGUUUGCGGACGAAGUUGUGAAAAUACUUUUAUUCGGGAAGGGCCUAAAUUGUCCUCCCGAAAACUUGUAGUAUAGCUGUAUAAUACCUGUAUCAUAAGAAUGAUUUUCAUGAAGUUUUUGUGAGUUACAAAAAUGUUGAAUUCCCUGUGCUAAGUUUGUAAAAGUCACGUUAUCGUUUGGGCAUAUAAUAUAUGUUGUAUCUAUGUAUAGGUUACUAACCGAGUAGGAGGUGUUCAUGAAAUGAAAAUACCCGCGCUCGAGGUGUUACCGCACGAGCGCGGAUAUUUUCAUUUCAUGGACACCGUUCUAAGAGGUAAGUGACUUACACAACGUCAUUUUAAUUUGUUAGUUUUAUUUAUUUAUUCAUUUAUUUAUAAGUCUUUCCUUCUCCCAGUCAGAAAAUAAAUUAUAUUGGGAAUUUCUUUAACUUCAGCAGGUAAAUUGAAAUACGUAAAAUGAUAUUAAAAAAGUUUAUGAAAGUUCUGCUAAUUGGCCAAUGUAAAUGCAUUUUUGUUUACCAAUUAUUUGUUGGGAGUUUUUUUUCUUUUAAUGCACAACUUCACACUUCGGUUGCAUGUCUAUAAAACAUUUUUCAUGAUAAACUUAGUUUCGGACUCUGCAUUUACGGUUUCGUCGUGGUCGUGGUCGUUAUGAUCAUCAUCAUCAUCAUCUAACAACAAUAAUUAAAAUGAUUAUCUUCUUCUACUCCUCCCUGUUAAGUACUGAGCCGUGAAUGUAUCUUGUAGAUGAAAACAUGACGAUCGUGAUUCAAAGGUCAGAAUAUACAAUAUUUAAAAAAGAAGUAUACAUUUGUAAAUGCUGCUUGACGCAGGUAUUGUCUAUUUUCCGUAAGUAUUGACCUGGCACUCAUUAAUCUUCACCAGUAUUUUCGGGGGUUUCCAUUAUUUUACGAAAUUUGUAUCCUAAAAUAACCAAUAUAAAUCACCAAUGGCACCGUGGCAUAGUGGUAGCUAUCUGACUGCCACGCACGAUACCACGAGUUCAAAAUCACCUCAGACCAUUUUUUUUAAUUCAAUGUAAUGUUGUUAUUGAUGUUACUGUUACUCUUACAAUAUCUGUGUAACAUAUUUCACGAAAUCUGAUUGUUUUCUCUUGUAGAUCUAGUAUUUAUUUUCAGGAAACGCUGGUGAGAAAUACUUUGUCUUUAUCUAAGAUACUUUUAAAUAUGUUUUAUUUAACAUUUUCCAUAACGUUUAUAGACCAUAAUGUUUGAUCCGAUAAAUAUGGCAAUAUUUCUACCGAUAAAAUUUGGGGGGAAAUGGUCAGUACGCAGGAGUUGAACCAAAAAUGCAGUUUAGCAGCUAAACGUCUUAUCGGCACAGCUAUUUGCACAUGUGACAUUAUGAAAAUUAUAAA